UGCUUGUGGGCUGUGCUUGUGUGGGGCGGCGGCGGCGUCGGAUAGUGACAUCGGAUUGCUGGUUGGUGCUUGAUCUUGGAUGAUCUCACAAAAUUCCGGCCUCAUGAAUCAAGAAUUAUUGGUUAAAGAAGAAUCAGCUAUGUCAGGAUGCAAAAUGAAGAAUAUACAGAAUUUAGAAAUUAAGUUUGAAAUAGACCAGCACAAUGAAUUUCCCAGUAAUGAGGAUAAGGAACAGUCUGUGGUAAAAACAGAGUUUUUUGUUGCUGAAAAUGAUAACCAUGAAGAGGAUAAUGAGGAUAGGGAACAGGUUGUAGUGAAAACAGAAAUUCUUGUUGCUGAAAACUCUCAUUUACAUAGGUGUAUAUAUUUUCAUAAUGAUAACCACGAACAGGAAAAUCUAAAUGAAUGCAGUGAAAUACAAGAGAAAAAUGAGAGUUUAAAGAAGAAGUUGAAAAGGGACAACACAGAAUUGACACAUGAUUGUGACCAUUGCGGAGAGAAUUUUGAUUUCAUGAAUUUGAAAACACAUAUGGGAAUCAAAACAGAAGAUAAAUUCUUUUAUUGUAUUCAUUGUGGAAAGAAAUUUAAUCAAGCAACCAAAUUUGAAGAACAUUUGCAAACACAUACAGAAGAGACAUCAAAUGGAAGUCAAUUUUGUGGAAAUAUUGCAGUCAAAAUAAAUGAUAAGCAUUGUGGAAGUGAAUUUGAUCAAGCAAGAACAUUAGAACAACAUUUGCAAACACAUACAGAAGAGACACAAUAUGAUAAGGAACAUUGUGCAAAGAAGGUUAAAGAUUGUGGCAGUUUGGAAGAACAUUUGCAAACACAUACAGGAGAGACACCACAUGAAUGUGAACAUUGUGGAAAGAAGUUUAAAACUAGUCAUAAUUGUCAAUCACAUUUGGAAGUAUGUACAGGAGAAACACCAUUUGAAUGUGGAGACUGUGGAAAGAAGUUUAAGACAAGUGAGAGUUUAAGGGCCCAUUUGAACAUACCAUAUUCAUGUGAAUAUUGUGGAGAGAAGUUUAAUGAUAUUAGCACUUUUAAGAUACAUUUGAGUAUUCAUAUAGCUGAGAAAACAUAUGAAUGUGAACAUUGCGGAAAGAAGUUUAAAAACAGUCAAAUUUUUAAACAACAUUUGAGAAUGCAUGCAAGGGUAAGAAUGUAUGGAUGUGAACAAUGUGGAAAAAAGUUUAAAGGAAGGAUUAUUUUGAAAUCACAUAUGAUAAUACAUACAAAAGAUUUUCAACAUGAAGAGUGUGGAGAGAGGUUUAAACACAAUGAUGAUUUGACAACACAUUUGAUGACACAUACUGGAAAGUCACCAUUUGUUUGUGAGCAGUGUGGAAAAAAGUUUAAACACAAUUGCUAUUUGAAAAUUCAUAUGAGGAUACAUACAGACGAAAAACCAUUUGAAUGCGAAGAUUGUGGAAAGAAGUUUAGACAAAAAGCCGAUUUAAAAAAACAUUUUAGGAUACAUUCAGGGGAAACACCGUAUGAUUGUGAACAUUGUGGAAAAAAGUUUAGAGACUAUAAAAAUUUCAUAUCACAUUUAAGGAUACAUACUGGAGAAACACCAUAUGAAUGCGAACAGUGUGGGAAAAAUUUUAGAGACAAAGGAAAUUUGGUAACUCAUUUGAGAAUACAUACUGGAGAAACACCAUAUGAAUGUGAACAUUGUGGAAAGAAGUUCAAACAGAAAGGCAAUUUAAAAUCUCAUUUGAGGGUACAUACAGGAGAGAAACCAUUUGUAUGUAAACAGUGUGGAAAGAAGUUUAAACAGGGGGGCAAGUUAAAAAGACACAUGAGAAUACAUACAGAAGAAAAGCCAUAUGCUUUGAAAAAUCAUUUGGUAGUACGUAUGGUAGAGAGACCAUAUGUAUGUGAACAUUGUGGAAAGACGUUUACCUUAAGAAACACUUUAAAUAGACAUUUGAGGAUACAUACAGGAGAGACACCAUAUGUAUGUGAAAUUUGUGGAAAGAAGUUUAAAGAUUAUAGAAAUUUCAUAUCCCAUAAAAGGAUACAUACUGGAGAAACACCAUAUGAAUGCGAACAGUGUGGAAAAAAGUUUAGAGACACAAGAAAUUUGGCAACCCAUUUAAAAAUACAUACAGGAGAAAGACCAUAUGAAUGUGAACAUUGUGGAAAGAAGUUUAGACAAAAAGGCAAUUUAAAAGCACAUUUGAGGGUACAUACAGGAGAGUGCCCAUUUGUAUGUGAGCAAUGUGGAAAGAAGUUUAAACAAAGUGGUAAAUUGAAAAGUCAUAUGAAGAUACAUACAGAAAAGGAACAAUUGAAAAUACAUAAAGAAAAACUAUUUGAAUGUGAAGAUUGUGGAAAGAAGUUUAAUCACAAAGGCAAUUUGAAAACACAUUUUAGGAUACAUACAGGAGAGACACCAUUUGUAUGUCAACAAUGUGGAAAGAAAUUUAAACAAGGUGGCAAGUUGCAAAGGCAUAUGAAGGUACAUACAAAAAUUGCGGAAAGAGGUUCACAAUAUGAAUCAUUUUAUUGCAUACAUUGCGGAGAGGAAUUUGAUCAAGCAAGCAAAUUUGAAGAACAUUUGGAAACACAUACAGAAAAGACACAAUAUGAAAGUGAACAUUGUGCAAAGAAGUUUAAAGAUUGUGGCAGUUUGGAAGAACAUUUGCAAAAACAUACUGGAGAGACACCACAUGAAUGUGAACAUUGUGGAAAGAAGUUUACACAAAAAGGCAAUUUAAAAAAACAUUGUGGAAAGAAAUUUAAAGACAGUAGCAAUUUGGUAACACAUUUGAGUAUACCAUAUGAAUGUGAACAAUGUGGAAAAAAGUUUAGAGACAAAAGAAGUAUGAAAACACAUUAUAGGAUACAUACAGGAGAGACACCAUUUGUAUGUGAGCAAUGUGGAAGAAAAUUUAGAGAUGGUAGCAGUUUGGUUGCUCAUUUAAAAAUACAUAAAAAAGAAAAAGAAUUUGUAUGCAAACACUGUGGAAAGAGGUUUAAUAAGAAAGGCGAUUUGAAAACACAUUUUAGGAUACAUACAGGAGAGUCACCAUAUGAAUGUGAACAAUGUGAAAAGAAGUUUAAAGAAUCUGGCUCAUUGAAAAUACAUAUGAUGAUACAUACAGGAGAGAGACCACAUGCGUGUCAACAAUGUGGAAGAAAGUUCAGAGACCAAAGAAGUAUGGUAAGACAUUUGAAAGUACAUACAGGAGAAACACCGUAUGAAUGUGAACAAUGUGGAAGGAAGUUUAAACGGAAAGGCGAUUUGAAAACACAUUAUAGGAUACAUACAGGAGAUACACCAUUUGAAUGUGAGCAUUGUGGAAAGAAAUUUAGAGCAAAUAGCAGUUUGGUAACUCAUUUAAGAAUACAUACAGGAGAAUCACCGUAUGAAUGUGAACAUUGUGGAAAGAAGUUUAAACAAAAAGGCGGUUUAGAAAGACAUAUUAGGAUACAUCCAGGAGAUACACCGUAUGAAUUUGAACAAUGUGAACAAUGUGGAAAGAUGUUUAAACAAAGUGACCAGCUGAAAAUACAUAUGAGGAUACAUACCGAUGAAAAACCAUUUGUAUGCGAAAAAUGUGGAAAGAAGUUUAGAAACAAUAAAAAUUUGAUCUUCAGUAUUAAGAAUUUGGGGAAAUGUGAAUCAGCUAUGUCAGAACAUGAAAUGAAUAUUAAACAGAAUUCAGAAAUUAAGGUUGAAAUAGACCACUACCAUUAUUUACCUAGCAGUGAAGAAGAUGAUGUUAAGAAUAUUGAACAGUUUUUGAUCACAGAAAAAACGUGGCAUUUUGCUGCUGAAAACAAUGACCAUGAGGAAAAUGUGAAUGAAUGCAGUAAAAUAGAAGAGAUAAGGGACAAUUCAAAGAUAUAUUUGAAAAGCAACAACAAAGAAUUGACACAUGAAUGUGACCAUUGUGGAGAGAAUUUUGAUUUUAUUACUUUAAAAACACAUCUGGGAAUCAAAACAGAAGAUGAAUCAUUUUAUUGCAUACAUUGCGGAGAGGAAUUUAAUCAAGCAAACAAAUUUGAAGAACAUAUAAGAACACAUGCAGGAGAGACACAACAAUAUGAAAUUCAACAAUGUGGACAGGAGUUUAAAGAAAGGAGUACUUUGAAGUCAAAUAUGUUAAUACAUUCAGAAGAAUUUCCACAUGAAUGUGAAGAACGUAGAGGGAAGUUUCAACAUUUAAACAUGUUGGAAAAACAUUUGAUGACAAAUACAGGAGAGUCACCAUUUGCAUGUGAGCAGUGUGGAAAGAAGUUUAAACACAAUAGCAAGUUUAAAAUACAUAUGAGGAUACAUACAGAAGAAAAACCAUUUGAAUGCAAAGAUUGUGGAAAGCGGUUUAAUCGGAAAGACAAUUUAAAAGCACAUUUAAAGAUACAUACAGGAGAGACACCAUAUCAAUGUGAAUAUUGUGGAAAAAUGUUUAACCAAAGAAGCAAUAUGAGAACUCAUUUGGGAAUACAUACAGGAGAAAGACCAUAUGAAUGUGAACAUUGUGGAAAGAAGUUCAAACUGAAAGGUGAUUUGAAAAAGCAUUUUAGGAUACAAAAGACUCACCAUUUGCAUGUGAGCAGUGUGGAAAGAAGUUUAAAUUAGUAAGUAUGUUGAAAAGACAUAAUAUGAGGAUACAUACAGAAGAAAAACCAUGUGAAUGCGAAGAUUGCAGAAAGAAGUUUAAUCAGAAAACCCAUUUGAAAACACAUUUUAGGAUGCAUACAGGAGAGUUGCCAUAUGAAUGUGAACAG
Molecule: messenger RNA, 4743 nt
Organism: Anneissia japonica
Lineage: Eukaryota; Metazoa; Echinodermata; Crinoidea; Comatulida; Comatulidae
Product: zinc finger protein 729-like
Exons: 7
Coding region: 80-4594 (1504 amino acids)
Biological process (GO): regulation of DNA-templated transcription
Molecular function (GO): DNA-binding transcription factor activity, RNA polymerase II-specific; RNA polymerase II cis-regulatory region sequence-specific DNA binding
Source: RefSeq, a predicted model, not a curated record